Molecule: messenger RNA, 2076 nt
Organism: Triticum aestivum (bread wheat)
Lineage: Eukaryota; Viridiplantae; Streptophyta; Magnoliopsida; Poales; Poaceae
Exons: 6
Coding region: 493-1722 (409 amino acids)
Molecular function (GO): lipid binding
Source: RefSeq, a predicted model, not a curated record
CAGCCACCAAUCCAAAUUCCCCUUCCCUUGCCCUGCUGCGGCGCUUGUCCCCUUCCUCCCUCCCACCGUCCGUCCGUCCGUCCAAUUCCUGCUGCUGCCUUGCAUCGGCUGGACUCUGCUAAAUCUAUCCCACCUCGUCUCGUCUCGUCUCGCGGCCAGGCCUUAUCCCCAGCGCGCAUCUCCCGCGCGCCACACAUUCCUCGCCCGCGCCUGCGCCUGCGCCCACAACCCUCUCUUCUCCUCUCCACUCCCCGAUUUGGAUUCUUCCGCCGGCCACCUCCCUUCUGUGUGGUGUGCGCCGCGCGCGGUUUAUAGGCUCACGCCGCUCCAACCAGGGGCGGCCCUGUCCACGCACCAGCCAGGCGUGAGUCCCUCUGAUUCAUACGCUACCACACCAAGAACUACCAACAGACCACGAGCGAGCGAGCUUCUUGCGCCCGCCCGGAUUUAUCAUCUUCCUGCCCACCCAGGAUUCUGCGCUACAACAACAAGAUGUCGGUGCUGGCUGACAUGCUGGCGGAGGUCUUCCGCGAGCCGACCCUGGCCGGGGUGGCGCGGGAGCUGGCGACCCUCGCCGCGCCGCUCUGGCUCGCGGCACUUGUUGGGCUGCUCAUCGGCUGGGCCUGGCGCCCGCGCUGGGCAGCCGCCGUCGCCGGCCCCCAGCAACCGGUGCUGGCGGCAGCAGCGGCAGCGCAGGCCCCUGCCCAGCCAUCGCUGACGCAGGCCACGGCCGCCGACCACUUGGCCGUCGUACCUAGAGCUAAGGCGGCCUCCAUGGCGCCGGUGGAGGAAGAAUUGGCGGUCAGCACCCCGGACCUGAUGCACCUCCGCAGGGUCGUCGAGGAGAAGGACGGCGGCCCCGCCUGGACGCACAUGAUGGACCGCACGCUCCCGACAUUCCGAUACCAGGCCUGGAAAAGAGAACCCCAGAACGGCCCGCCGCAGUACCGCAGUAGCACCAUCUUCGAAGACGCGUCGCCGGAUGUCGUGAGGGAUUUCUUCUGGGACGAUGACUUCCGGAUCAGCAACACCUGGGACGAUAUGCUUCUUGAGCACGAGACGCUGGAGGAGUGCACAAAGACCGGAACGAUGGUUGUUCGCUGGGUCAGGAAGUUCCCAUUCUUCUGCAGCGACAGGGAGUAUGUUAUCGGUCGCAGGAUAUGGGCAUCUGGAAAGACCUACUACUGUGUUACCAAGAGCGUGCCUCGCCCCUCUGUUCCAAGGAGCAGCAAACCUCGCCGUGUGGACCUGUACUACUCUAGCUGGUGCAUCCGUCCAGUUGAAUCAAGAAACGGUGAUGGUGCAAUGACGGCAUGUGAGGUGCUCCUGUUUCAUCAUGAAGACAUGGGUAUCCCAUGGAGCAUCGCGAAGCUGGGUGUGCAGCAGGGUAUGUGGGGAUGCGUCAAACGGAUCGAGCCUGGCCUGCGGGCAUACCAGACCGCGAGGGCCGCCGGCGAGCCCAUCUCGAAAUGCGCAGCGAUGGCACACGCCAACACAAAGUUUGUCGCCAACGAGCUCACCGCUUCAGAAAACAACACCGAGGCCGGUUCGACCAGCAACAACGCCCAAGCCGAGAAGCCGAAGCACUGGACAGGCAACCUACCCAAAGUCUUCGUGAUAGGCAGCGUGGUCGCGCUGGCUUGCACCUUCGACAAGGGGCUACUGACCAAGGCCCUCGUAUUCGGAACGGCGAGAAGGUUUGCAGGACCAGGAAGAAGAUAGGAACCAAACAUCAGUGCUUAUCAUCGCGAUGCCAUGCACAUUCUUCCGAUGCACAACCGAGCGACGCUAUCCGGCAUAAUUGUUUUCGGUCCUGAGACGCUCGCGCUUGCAGAUGAGGACGAGGACGGCGUUUGCUCAUGCUAGAAAGCAUCUGUAAGCAGGCUUGUGUACAUGCUGCUGUAGCUGCAGUCUGUGAAGCUUAGAGCUGAUUAGGAUAUAGAAGAACCAUGAUGAUAAUGAGACUGAAUUGUAUUGGAUGCUGAGACAUGGCCAUCAUCAUUAUGAUGAUGUAGUACAAUGAAUAAGGCUCAUAUUUUGGAGGUGCUAUAAAAAUAUAGUGCUUUUUGUUGGUUA